Trichoderma harzianum CBS 226.95 is the source of this 996-nucleotide messenger RNA. RefSeq lists its product as hypothetical. Bases 1 to 996 code for a protein of 331 amino acids. Gene Ontology annotation, molecular function: oxidoreductase activity. The record is from RefSeq and is a predicted model, not a curated record. The transcript has 4 exons. NCBI's taxonomy places the organism in Eukaryota, Fungi, Ascomycota, Sordariomycetes, Hypocreales, Hypocreaceae.
AUGGCUCUUCCUUCGACACAGAAAAAAUGGGUUAUUAUGGGACAAGAGAAAGGCUAUGAUGAAUUAAACUUUACCGAUGGGCCUAUUCCAACAGUCGGAGACUAUGGUGUUCUGGGCACUUAUAUCUUUCAUCUUCAUCUUCCUAUUGUUGGCGGUUCUGAUGGGGCUGGGGAAGUUAUCGAAGUGGGACGUAAAGUUACCAAGUGGAAGAAGGGUGAUAGAGUUACCACGCUCUUCAACCCAGGGCACCAAUCUGGACCUAUGACCAGGGCUAUAAUGCGCAACGGAAGUAUCGGCGGCUCUUUCGACGGCACCUGGCAGCAAUACGGAGUAUAUGAAGAGAAUUGGCUAGUACGCCUUGCUUCUAACCUGUCGUAUCUUGAAGGUGCUUCUCUCUCGGAUUGCGGAUUGACAGCGUGGAAUGCCCUUUAUGGAUUAAAGGCAGUUAAACCAGGUGAUUGGGUUCUAGUUCAAGGAACCGGCGGUGUGAGCCUCUUCGCCAUUCAGUUUGCAAAAGCCGGAGGGGCUAAAGUGGUCGCUACAACGUCGUCUACUAGCAAAUACGAGCUACUCCAACGCCUUGGUGUGGACCAUAUUAUCAACUAUUCAGAAGAUAAAGACUGGGGACUCACGGCACGGAAUUUCACCCCGAAUGAAGAAGGAUUUGACCAUAUCCUUGACGUCGGGGGCCAAGAAACGCUGCCUCAUAGCGUGAAGGCGAUCAAGCCUGAAGGCAUCGUUACUGUAAUUGGAAUCUUGACAGGCGUGGAGACUAAGAAUGCCAGUAUUCUAGAUGCGCUGUUGAACACCUGCACUUUCCGUGGAAUUCAUAUUGGUUCCAGGGACCAGAUGGAUGAAAUGAUGGCAGCAAUAGAUGCCAACAAGAUCCAGCCAGUUUUGGACAAGAGAGUGUUCAAGCUAGAGGAGCUGCGGGAGGGCCUUGAAUACAUGGAAGCUCGAAAGCAUACUGGCAAGGUAGUAAUUGAGAUUCCUUGA